GCCGGCGACGGGCGGGGCACGGUGCCCCACGCCUUUCACCGAUUCGGCAGCUGCCCCCGUCCACGUCGCGCUCCACCGCUCGUCCUCCCCACCCCGAAUUGCACACACACGCCUUGUCCUUCACCGCGCGCCUCACCACCGCCUCCUCCUCCUUAUCACAAGCAACGCGGCCUCUGCCUUCUCCGUCCCCCGUUUCCCCUUCUUCUCCUUCCCCGUCUCGCUCCCUCGAGCUCCUCGCUCUCCGGCGGCCUCUAGAAUCUGCUCCGGCUUAGCCCAGCUAGCUAGCAGCUCGAGACCGUGGAGGCGGAGGGCGGCGACCGGCUGGCCGAGGAGGAUCCCAAGAUGGGGCGCGGCAAGAUCGAGAUCAAGCGGAUCGAGAACGCCACCAACCGCCAGGUCACCUACUCCAAGCGCCGCACCGGGAUCAUGAAGAAGGCGCGCGAGCUCACCGUGCUCUGCGACGCCCAGGUCGCCAUCAUCAUGUUCUCCUCCACCGGCAAGUACCACGAGUUCUGCAGCCCCGGAACCGACAUCAAGACAAUCUUUGACCGCUACCAGCAGGCCAUCGGGACCAGCCUAUGGGUCGAGCAGUAUGAGAAUAUGCAGCGCACGCUGAGCCAUCUCAAGGACAUCAAUCGCAACCUGCGCACAGAGAUUAGGCAAAGGAUGGGUGAAGAUCUGGACAGUCUGGAGUUCGACGAGCUGCGCGGUCUUGAGCAAAAUGUUGACACCGCUCUCAAGGAGGUUCGCCACAGGAAGUAUCAUGUGAUCACCACACAGACUGAAACCUACAAGAAGAAGGUGAAGCAUUCUUACGAGGCGUACAAGAACCUGCAGCACGAGCUGGGCAUGCGCGAGGACCCGGCGUUCGGGUUCGUGGACAACACGGCGGCCGGCGGCGGCGGGUGGGAUGGCGCGGUGGCGCUGGGCGGCGGCGGCGGCGGCCCCGGCCCGGACAUGUACGCCUUCCGCGUGGUGCCGAGCCAGCCCAACCUGCACGGCAUGGCCUACGGCUCCCACGACCUGCGCCUCGGCUGAUACAUCUGCUAUCUAGUGGCGAUCGACUUGCAUUGCCAUGCCCUGCAGUGUCCAUCUCUGCACGCCAAGCAAGUUCGAUUCAUCACCUAGUAACGACUAAGGUAUUGUAACGAAUAAGCUGACGAACUAGCUAGCUUAGCCGCGUAUGUGCUUGUUUCGUCCACGGCCCCAGCUCUAGCUACGUGGUAUUAUUGUCAUGUCAUGUAAUCUAUCGUUCGUGUGCUAUACUUCUACAGUACUAACUACUUUGUGUGACGUGUAUCAUUUAUUGUUGUAUUGUAUUGUAUUGUGGUACAAUGUACUGGCUAUUGGUUGAUGUUCAAGAAGAAACAGUGUAUUGGUUGAUUACGUCAGACA
Molecule: messenger RNA, 1395 nt
Organism: Panicum virgatum (switchgrass)
Lineage: Eukaryota; Viridiplantae; Streptophyta; Magnoliopsida; Poales; Poaceae
Product: MADS-box transcription factor 16-like
Exons: 7
Coding region: 343-1038 (231 amino acids)
Biological process (GO): positive regulation of transcription by RNA polymerase II
Cellular component (GO): nucleus
Molecular function (GO): DNA-binding transcription factor activity, RNA polymerase II-specific; RNA polymerase II cis-regulatory region sequence-specific DNA binding; protein dimerization activity
Source: RefSeq, a predicted model, not a curated record